AUUUUGGUAUUUAUUGCAGUUAUUUUACUAACAAAUGCAGUGCAAUGUAAGAUGUCGGAUCAGCAACUGAAAGCUGCUAUGAAGCUGAUAAGAAACGUUUGCCAACCAAAAUUCAAGACAACAGAUGCUCAAAUUAAUGAAAUGCAUGCUGGUAAUUGGAAUCAAGACCGCGCUGGACAGUGCUACACCUGGUGUAUACUGAACAUGUAUAAACUGAUUCGAAAGGAUAACUCAUUUGAUUGGGAAGCGGGUAUAAAAACUUUGGAAAUUCAAGCACCAGAUAGCAUAGCCGAAUAUGCUAUACCAUGCGUAAAUGAAUGUAAAGACGCUGUUAAACAUCAGGAAGACAAAUGUGUAGCUGGCUUUGAAGUAGCUGAGUGCAUUUUUAGAUGUAAUCCCGAGAAAUAUUUUCUUCCAUAGUAAAAUGUCAAAAGGAUAUUCAGUGUAGAUAAGUUUGUAGUUUAUAGGUGUAUAGUGCAAAAAAUUAUUUAUUAAAGUG
Brassicogethes aeneus is the source of this 499-nucleotide messenger RNA. The record is from the annotation of a GenBank genome assembly. Lineage: Eukaryota; Metazoa; Arthropoda; Insecta; Coleoptera; Nitidulidae.